Messenger RNA from Rotaria sp. Silwood2, 279 nucleotides. NCBI's taxonomy places the organism in Eukaryota, Metazoa, Rotifera, Eurotatoria, Philodinida, Philodinidae. The record is from the annotation of a GenBank genome assembly.
AUGGUUUUUGAAAGUCGCGAUAUUAAAGAAUUAAAAAUUGUUCAUAAAGAUCAAAGUCAAUCAGUAGCAUCUUCACAUGACAUAUUUACUCCAUCAUCAUCAUUAGAGCAAAAGCAAUCAUUGAUUGUUGAUCAUCCACCAACUGUCUCAGCAGUGAUUGGUACAUCGGAUAAAGCUUCAUCAAUAUCUAGUCAAAUAAUAGGUAAUCCUCAUGAUUUACAUAUAACUCAUCAACAAUCGAACACAUCCCUAAAUGAAAGUAUAUUAUCACGAGAUUAA